AUGGGCGCGCUCGGCGGGAUGCGGCGGAACGUGGAGGUGAAGGCGCGGGUGCGGGCGCUGGCGGAAGCGCGCGGGGCGGCCGAGCGGCUGCUGCGGGGGGGCCCGGGUGAGCUGGGCCCGGGUGAGCUGGGCCCGGGUGAGCUGGGCCCGGGUGAGCUGGGCACGGGUGAGCUGGGCACGGCUGAGCUGGGCACGGGUGAGCUGGGCACGGGUGAGCUGGGCCCGGGUGAGCUGGGCACGGCUGACGGGCACGCCCAGGGCACAGGUCAGGGGCAGCUGCUCGUCCAGGCCGACACGUUCUUCCGCGUCCCGCGGGGACGGCUCAAGCUGCGGCGGACACAGGAUGGCCAGGGACAGCUGAUCUUCUACGAGCGCCCCGACACCGCUGGCCCCAAACUGUCCAGCUUCACCAUCACCCCCACGGCCGACCCCGAUGGGCUGGAGGCAGUGCUGGCACAGGCGCUGGGCGUGCUGGGCAUCGUGAGGAAGGAGCGGCUCCUCUACCUCGUGGGGCAGACCCGGGUUCACCUGGACCGCGUGGAGGGGCUGGGCGACUUCCUGGAGCUGGAGGUGGUGCUGAGGCAGGAGCAGAGCGUGCAGGAUGGGGAGCGCGUGGCCCGGGAGCUGCUGCGGGCACUGGGGGUCGGGGAGCACGACCUGAUCUCGGGGGCUUACCUGGACCUGCUCCUGGCCAAGGGGCAGCCGGGCACGGGGGCAGAGCCCCCCCACUGCCACCCCCCGGCUGGGCAGGGACAGCAGAGCUGAGAGAAGCAGGGACACAGCUGUGCCACGGGCACCCUGUGCCCACCCCACAGACAUCCUGUACCCCCCUAUGGGCACCCUGUACCCACCCCAGACACCCUGUGCCCACCCCACAGACAUCCUGUACCCCCCUAUGGGCACCCUGUACCCGCCCCAGACACACUGUGCCCACCCCACAGACAUCCUGUACCCCCCUAUGGGCACCCUGUACCCGCCCCAGACACACUGUGCCCACCCCAGCCAUCCUGUGCCCACCCCAGACACCCUGUACACCCCUAUGGGCACCCUGUACCCACCCUACAGACAUCCUGUACCCACCCUACAGACAUCCUGUAC
This is a messenger RNA of Pseudopipra pipra, 1098 nucleotides long. RefSeq lists its product as uncharacterized. NCBI's taxonomy places the organism in Eukaryota, Metazoa, Chordata, Aves, Passeriformes, Pipridae. The coding region runs from base 1 to 765 and encodes 254 amino acids. The transcript is spliced from 4 exons. The record is from RefSeq and is a predicted model, not a curated record.